This is a messenger RNA of Oncorhynchus kisutch (coho salmon), 5271 nucleotides long. It is a transcript of the gene camk1b, whose product is annotated as calcium/calmodulin-dependent protein kinase Ib. The coding region runs from base 525 to 1691 and encodes 388 amino acids. The record is from RefSeq and is a predicted model, not a curated record. NCBI's taxonomy places the organism in Eukaryota, Metazoa, Chordata, Actinopteri, Salmoniformes, Salmonidae. Gene Ontology annotation, molecular function: ATP binding; protein kinase activity. The transcript has 12 exons. Gene Ontology annotation, biological process: protein phosphorylation.
ACACUGUCCUUGACAGUGUGUAAGUCUAUAGUGGCAAUAAUGAGAGAGCAUAUUGAAUACAAUUCCAGAGGGAAUGAAGUAGCCUACUUGUGUAUGACUUGUCAUCAUUGUAACACAAUUAUUUGUUGGAUGUUUUUAGUAGGCUUUACUUUGAUGUUUUUAUUGUUUAUCUCGAUAGCCUAUUACUAACACUUUGACCAAACGAUUAGGCUGGGACAAUUUACCCUGUCCGUAGGCCUUGGAUAGAGAAGACACCUACCUUAAGCAGAAUGUUAAAAAACAAAACAAUAAUGAAGCAGCAUGCUUACCUUUGUGCCAAAAACAGGUUAUUCAUUGAUGUUGGAGCCCCUUGUGUUUGCCACUCCCUCCGCCCAUUGCCCUGACGUCAUGAGAGUGCUGUUGGAGGUGUCGAAUCCAGUUUUUCCGCGAGCGACGCGAGUCCAACAUUGGUGAAACAGUAAGAAAGGAACAACCUUUGAAAUCGUACAAAUCACAGUAUUGUAUCCAACCACCAGAAAAGAAAGAUGCCUUUGGGUGACGAUGGACAUUCUUGGAAGAAGAAAACGUCAGAUGUUAAGGAGAAUUUCGACUUCAAGGAGAUCCUGGGGACGGGGGCUUUCUCUGAGGUGGUCCUAGCGGAAGAGAAGAGGACACAGAAACUGGUGGCCAUCAAAUGCAUCCCUAAGAAAGCCCUGGAAGGCAAAGAGAACAGCAUAGAAAAUGAGAUCGCUGUCCUGCACAAGUUAAAACAUGCCAACAUUGUCUCCCUGGAGGACAUCUUUGAGAGUAAAUCUCACCUCUACCUGGUUAUGCAGCUGGUGUCUGGUGGGGAGCUGUUUGACAGGAUAGUGGAGAAGGGCUUUUACACAGAGAAAGAUGCCAGCAAGCUCAUCCAGCAGAUUCUGGACGCUGUCAAAUACCUCCAUGACAUGGGCAUCGUACACCGCGACCUGAAGCCGGAGAACCUUCUGUACUAUAGUAUGGAAGAGGACUCUAAGAUCAUGAUCAGUGACUUUGGCCUGUCGAAGAUAGAGGGAUCUGGAAGUGUCAUGUCCACAGCCUGCGGAACACCAGGAUACGUGGCCCCUGAAGUGUUGGCCCAGAAACCCUACAGCAAGGCGGUGGACUGUUGGUCAAUCGGUGUCAUCGCCUACAUCCUUUUGUGUGGAUACCCUCCGUUCUAUGACGAGAACGACGCCAAGCUUUUUGAGCAGAUUCUGAAGGCUGAAUAUGAGUUUGACUCUCCUUACUGGGACGAUAUCUCUGACUCAGCCAAAGACUUCAUAGUCCAUUUGAUGGAGAAGGACCCCAGGAUACGCUACACAUGUGACCAGGCUCUGCAGCACCCCUGGAUCGCUGGUGACACUGCUCUAGAUAAGAACAUCCAUGAGUCUGUCAGUGCUCAGAUCAGGAAGAACUUUGCCAAGAGCAAGUGGAGGCAAGCGUUUAAUGCCACGGCGGUGGUGCGUCAUAUGAGGCGUCUGCAGCUGGGCACCAGUCAGGAGGCCACCAGUCAGACCACCCUGCCCAGCCCUCUCAGAGCCCACCUGCUGCUGUCUGAGGCCACAGAAACAGAGGACACCACUGAGUCUCCGUGUGAGGGGGGCUGCUCCCAGAGUGCUGAUGGGGGGGCAGAGCGCGACCACCUCUCCAACUGCACCUACCGCUGCCAUCCAACCAGCCGGGUCUGAUCCCUGCACACCGAGGCCAAGCGAGGCCAACCAAUGACUUUCCCAUUUACCUCUGGAGACCAGAGAACUCCCUUGUCUGGCCAGAAAUACAGAGUUGUUCCAGCAACCUGCCACCAGGAGGGGCAGGCAGGUUAUGAAUCCAGGGUGGGGAGGAGGGACUCGAUGUCAACAGAGGAGGUCAUUUGAACGGAUUGGGUGAGAGCGGGGGAUGAGAUGAGAGGGUAGAGGAAAGGAAAGGAGGAGAACAUUGAGAAAGAAAGGUAUGGUGCCCAGAAUAAUCCUGGCUCAUAUAUUUUGGAAGCGGGACAGAGCUUGGACAGGGUUUUACUCAUCCUUUUAAAAUGUGCGUCUGCUUUUUAUAUCUCUGCAUUUAUGUGCAUGGUGUUUUCUAUCUUCAUUGUCUUUCCACUUUGACAGAAUCCAUGGAUGAUUUCUGCAUGAUGAGGUGACAGGUCCCCUUGCAUGUUGGCGGCAGGUGUUUUAUAGCGUGAAGAGUCUAUUGCAAAAUCAAGUAUGGUGGUAAUCAUUAUGUUAUAGUUCCUGUACUGCAGAUACACAUCUUUAUGACCUUAAUGAAUUUAGCCCUUCAGCAUUACAUUUGUAUGGCUUUGUUGUAUCUUAAUAUUCUUUUUAUAUAUAAAUGUAGCCCUAGAAGCAUUCACCUAAUACCACAUCUGGAUAAUCAAUGUGAGAAUACUCCAUCCAUUGGGCUAGUAUACAGUUGACCCAGCAUUUAGCUAGAUCUGUUCUUUCUUCUUUUUUUUUCUCAGCAUGGUUGUGUUUCACAACUGUAAGUUUGUGGUUGUGCUCCCACCACAGGCUUGUAACAGAAUAAGGCUUUCUGAUUUUAACAAAUUCAGCACAGGGACUUCUUCUUCUUGCCUUUAGAACAGUAUCAAAUGUUUAUUUUCUGGUGGCUUUUAGAAAUCUGAAGAUACGUCUCUAUAUCUCUGCACAGUUGAAGGAGCAUUAGGGGCUAUUUAAUUUCUAUCGUUGUAUGUUUGUAUAUAUUUCAAUGUGGCAAUUCUAUCGUUAAAUACAGACUUUCACCUCGGUCCAGAUCUGUCCUGAUCGCUUUUCCAGUUGAGAAGUGUAAUACCCUGGAGAUAGACUUACAUACAUAGCCAUUCCUCUUAGUACUAGUUAAUACUUAAUUUUUUCAAGCCUUUGUAUCUGUACAGAGAGAACUUGAAUUAAAGAAUGUAAAUAUACAUCUCAUUGUCUCACCUCAUCAUUUCUUCUCUCUCACUCAUCAUAAAUAAGCAAUAAGGCACAAGGGGGUGUGGUAUAUGGCCAAUAUACCGCGGCUAUGGGCUGUUCUUGUGCACGACGCAACGCGGAGUGCCUGGAUACAGCCCUUAGCCGUGGUAUAUUGGCCAUACAGUAUACCACAAACCCCCAAGGUGCCUUAUUGCUUACCAAGGUAAUUAGAGUAGUAAAAAAUAACUUUUUGUCAUACACAUGAUAUACUGUCUGAUAUACCAUAGCUGUCAGCCAAUCAGCAUUCAGGGCUUGAACCACCCAGUUUAUAAGGUCAUUUAGAACAUACUUUUGGUUACCUAAAAGAGAAUGCAGGAUUUUAUAUCAAAGAAUUUCACUUUACUCAUUUGUUAUAGUUCCUUUGUUUUUUCAACAGUUCAGUUUACAUUCAAUCCAUCAUCUUCAUACAUUUACUGUACUCAAAUUAGCUGCCAUAUAAUGCUCGCACUUUUAAUAAACACAUACUGACUUGAUUGAAUUCUCUGAUGAGAAGGGUACAAUGUGUUUAAAGACUUUUUCACAUUCAUUUCAAUAGCCAAGUGAACAAGACUUGGAUGUGUGGCGACAUGAGACUAGAGGGUAGAGGGACAUCCUCUCUGUCCUCACUCUAUCUAGUCCAACACACAGGCAUUGACUCUACAGACCUACUUGCCAUAGCCUGCAUUGCAUUCAAAGCUAAAUGACUGACACAAAUUUGCCUUGACGUUUACUGUUUCAGUGGCUUUUGUGUAGUGUGUUGGUUCUAAAUUCUGAUCAAUGGCUGUGCUGUUCCGCUUGUUGAUAUUGAGCUGUCACAACAUAGACGUUUUGAUUGAGUCUUGCUCUCAAUGUUGUGUACCCAAUGGUCUACUCUGCACAAUGCCCCGUCAGUUAUUCUUUUAAAGAGACAUUCGUUAAACUAAGAGUAGUGCCAUUUUCAUUAAGGAAUGACUUUCAAGUCAAAUUAGUACAGUGUUAAUUGCUAAUCACUAAAAAGGUGCCAACAUUUGGUUUCAUGAGCUGAGAUUGACAUGUUGGAAACCAAUGAGACUGACUACAUGUUGAGGUCUUCCAGAUACAGUGGAGGACAGGGACUGAUCUCUUUCUGCUCAGUGAUGUUCGGAACAUUAAAAGAGAGGCUAACUUCUCCAACCCUAGCUUUCCCCCGGAAUGUAUCGUUUGAUUCUAUGAUUGUUUCCUUUGUUAAACUACGGUAAUAGUGAGUGCCAUUUGUCAAAGACGUUUAACAAUUUUAACUGUAGCCUGUUCAAUUGCUGCGUGAUGUGAUCAAAAUGUGUGAGAGAGAAUAAAACUUGUAUUGUGCAAACACUGCACAAGCUACACACAUUAAAAUACUUCUUUUUUUUCUGUAUACAGUAUAGUGAAAUUAGGAAUCUUCAUACCAACAGAUGUUUUAUUUUAGAUAUGUUAAAUUGUAUGCUUGACAUGUGGACACAGACAAGGGCAGUGCAAGUUGUCAUACCUUCAAGUGUGACUAACAGUAAGAAUUGUGAGUAAUUCUUUUAAAUUAUUAUUGGCUUUAUCUUCUAUUUGAGCUCCACUAAUUUGUUUGGAUAGUGAAGUUGUUUGUGGUAGAGUGAAAAUGUCCCUAGAGUGUGUGAGGGUAGAGUGUCCGAACAAGGGUGGGCAGAUUGGAGGAGGCAGGUAAACCCUCUAUGUUCACUGCCCAGGGCUUUAACCCAUUCAUUCUGAUUAGAGAUAAAUAAAGAGAGAGGGAGACUGAGAGAGGAGAAGGAGGGGUAGAGAGAGAUGAAGGAAAAGAAACAGACAGUUCUAGAGGAUAGAGUUAGGCAUAGUUUAGUAGUUUCUUGUAGCCGAAUAGUAGAUGAAGACUAGAGGUAUUUUAGAGAGGACGCUAUUGUCACAUUUGCACAUCACAAGAAGGCAUUCUAGCCUUACCUUAAGUGGUAAACGUUCUGAUUUCAAAAUGUAUAUGAAGGGCUUCACUGUAUCUAAAUAGGUGAUGGUUAUUUGAUAGCUGAUGUUUAUUUGAUGAGUUUACACAUUGACAUUUGCUUACUCCAAAUUAACAAUCUGAACAAGUCCUUUGAUAAGAAAAGUGUAUUUAGUUAUAUUUUCUGUUCUUUCUGUUUUUUAUUGGAAGUAAAGUAAAUUAUAUAAAUGAAAAUGUGUAUGCAUAGUGAAGUAUAUAAUAUAGUAUUUUUUUGUAAAAGCUACUAUACUAAUGCAUGGAUGCAAUGCAUCGUGAGCUAUUGAAUAUUAACUGCGGAGUAUUGUUAAGUAUCAAAGCGAAUUAUUUGUACUGUACUUUGAACUGAUUUGUAAACUGAUGGUAUAUUAAAACUACUCUGUCUACGCA